This is a messenger RNA of Lichtheimia ornata, 234 nucleotides long. RefSeq lists its product as uncharacterized. The coding region runs from base 1 to 234 and encodes 77 amino acids. The record is from RefSeq and is a predicted model, not a curated record. The transcript is spliced from 2 exons. NCBI's taxonomy places the organism in Eukaryota, Fungi, Mucoromycota, Mucoromycetes, Mucorales, Lichtheimiaceae.
AUGGACCAACACAAUCCUAAAGCUAUUCUUGAACAAGCCGUUGACCAGCUUCAACAUGCUCCACCUUCAACUCAAAAAGUAGAGCUUGCAGAAAUGGCCAACAAGCUUCAUCAAAGUGUAGCUGGUGGCGCUGAAAUGCAGUUUGACAAGGAUGAUAAUCCCGUCAUGACCGGCAAGCAGGCAAACGAAUGCCCAUUCUUGCAAGAAAAGCAACAUCAUCAACAACAACAAUAG